UACUGGGCGCCUGUCCUUUGCAUAGAAAGCCUUUUUAUUUCCUCGUCGCCGCUUCUGACCUCCAUGUUUCGAUUGCUUCGGGCACUUAAAGCCUCCGCGUCGUGCUCAGAAACGUUUCCUCGUGGUGACGUCGUCUGUAAAAAGCGUUUUAACGGAAAGUGAGGAUGUUAGCAGUUAGCUGUGAAGCUAACUAGUUAGCUGUUAAAGCUCUUGUGACUAAACGACGAGCAGCUGCCCACCCCCACCCCCCCUCUCAAACCGAAACUAUCUCCUAACGUUGUUUAAAUUAAUAGGUGAACUGAACGAGGCGUUAUUUCUCCAUAAAACGAAUGUUUUAUAGCUUUUACUUCACUGGGAAUGACGGAAAGACUUUGAAACAGUUUGUGUGGCGAGGAUUUUCGCUCUCGGAAAUGGUCGCGAGCGCUACUGACGUCAUCGUCGAGAACAUUAUGUGAAGGAAGUCUCUGUGUGUGUUGCGUAAACUCAAAUGUACAAGGUACACACACCUUUAAGAGGCAAUACUAUUGUGUUUGCAUGUAUCGCGUACAGUAGUGGAUUGAUUUGGGAUGUUACUGUGUCUAUAAAUGCUCACUUAAGGGAAGUGCCCCCGUUUUGUACUCAAUCGGCGAUAGUUGUGUUUAUUUAUCUAGUAAAUAUGUUUAAAGCAGGAGCACUUUAGCAGAUUAACCAACACAAAUGAUGAAGCAAAGUGCCACACAAAUAGAUGGUUUACAAAAUGUAUUGGCAGCCAGGGUGAAGUCUUCCUGAACAAACCUCCCAAAAAUGGCCCUUCUCUGAUGUUUGUUUACCCUUUUUAAGUGUUCAGUUUUUAUAUAAUUUCCAACAUUUUAGAGGGGACGGAUUACCACAAUGACGGUCACGUACAACCUCUGCGCCCUCCUAGUUUUCACCAUAACAGCAUGGAGCCGCUUUGAGCCUGCCCUCUGCUCUGCUCGCUGCGGGCAUUCCUUUCAAGUCUUGGACAGCAAAGUGGGCGAGAUCAAGAGUUCUGCUUACCGCAGCUGGUCCUACCGCUUCGGCUCUAGCUAUGACUGCUGGGUCAUCAAGGGUUCCGAAGAAGAACACAUCGUUCUCAGCUUUUCCCAGUUUUUAGCACAGUGUAGUAGGAAGGAAUGGGUGUCUAUACAGUCUUCAGCUGGCAGUGAGCCGGUUGUCCUCUGUGGCUCCAAGUUGCCGCAACCAAUGGAGUUCUCAGGGGGAAAUAUUACCGUGAUGCACCACUUCCUCCCGCACCAGUUCCCUGUGUCGUCUUUCCUGUUGAACUACGCCAGAGACUCUGGUGAAUGCCCAGCAACAUCCUUCAAGUGCCGGGAGGGGCGCUGCCUUCCUUUCUCUUGGCGCUGUAAUGGCCAGGUGGAGUGUCUCGGGGAAGGCUCCGAUGAACAGGGCUGUGAGGCAGAAGUGGAGACCCCUGCACCCCCAAAGUAUGGCAUCACACCGGCAGAAGAAGAAGCCAAGGCACAGACGUCCUCGGAGAAGAACCUUGAUGGGGACUCUGAGAGACCUUACGGGACAGAUUCUGAAUCUGAUCUGUGGGCGCUGCUGAAGGAGAGGGAUGAGGAGGAGGAGGAGGUGCAGGUGAAUCGAGAGCAGGCUCACAGGCAGCUCGUUGUGACGGCCACUCCCAUUGAGUGGCCCUGCGGAGGCCUCCUCCAGACCUUCUAUGGUACCUUCUCCCCUCCAACCAUCCGGGGCCCCGCGCUGUUCUGUGUCUGGACCGUGGACCCUCAGGACUCAAGGCCACUGAGACUGGACCUGCAGCAGCUGGUGCUGGGACCCGGGGAUAGACUCACCGUGUACAACAAAGAGCAAGGCAAAGGAGACGUCAUCAAAAUGAUCACCAGCUCGUCCAAUUACAAAUCGAUCCAAGUUGAAUCCCACACCGGCCUCCUCUCGAUGAAGUACGAGACUCUUCCUGGCUCGGAGGGAAGCGGCUUCAACGCCACGUUCCACGUCGGGACCUACUGCCCCCCUUGGGAGGGCCGUUGUGGGGGAGCGGCGGGUGGAUGCUUCACCCAGGAGCAACGCUGCGACGGGAAAUGGGACUGUUCCGAGACGGGAAAGGACGAGGAGGGUUGCAGGGGAUGCGGUUUGAACCAAUUUACCUGCGGAGUGGCAGGGCAGAGAGCGGUGCCUUCCAGCCACUUUGCCGGUAGACCGGUGUGCUACUCGGUCACGGAGCGGUGCAACUACCAGCUGUACUGCGCUGAUGGUAGCGACGAGCGGGACUGCACCGUGUGUCAGCCGGGGACCUUUCACUGCGACAGCGACAGGUGCGUGUUCGAGAGCUGGCGCUGCGACGGCCAGGUGGACUGCAAGGACGGGACGGACGAGCUCAACUGCACCGUCAUCUUGCCCCGCAAGGUCAUCACCGCGGCAACCGUGGGCAGCCUCGUCUGUGGGCUUCUGCUGGUUAUCGCCAUGGGCUGCACCUGUAAACUGUACUCGCUCAGGACCAGGGAGUACAGCUUGUUUGCACCAAUCAGCCGCCAGGAAGCGGAGCUGAUCCAGCAGCAGGCUCCUCCCUCUUACGGUCAGCUGAUUGCGCAGGGCAUCAUCCCGCCAGUGGAGGACUUCCCCACAGAAAACCCCAAUGAGACUUCGUCUCUUUCUCUGAGGGGAAUUCUCCAGCUCCUCCGUCAGGACGCCGCCAACUCCCCACACCGCAGACGCAGGCCCCGAUUCAUCCGCCGGGCUGUUCGCCGCAUGAGGAGGUGGGGCCUGAUCCCCAGACCUCCGUCCAGGCCGAGUCAGGCGGCGAGCUCCGGCCAGCAGCAGUCGGACGCCGCUCUGUCCGGGCAGGAGCCGGCUCACUCCGCUCCCACCGGCUCCUCGUCGGCCGUGGAGGCGGUCAACCAGCCGGUGCCUCAGAAACUCGGCUUGUUGGCUCAGUCGGAGCAGCAGCAGCAUGAAGCGCCACUGCCGCCUGCCGCUUCCCCUCCUCCACCUCCGUACGCUCCGCCAGCUCCAAGCCCGGUUACCCCUCACACUCCUCCCGUCGCUGUCCCCCCGAGCAGCCCCUCCCUGGCCUCCAUCUUCCACACGCUGGGCCUGAGCAUCUCCCUCUUCAGGGCAUCGCCCUCUCCCUCCUUCACCAACUCCAUGCCCCUCUCGGCCUCCCCGUCUUUCUCCUCGUCCUCUUCAGACGACGAGGUGCUGCUUAUCCCGCUGUCUGAAGACACCACGUCAGAGGACGACGUGCCCAUGCUCACCUGAAUGACUUCCUCACCCACCCAGUAACCCCCUUUUUUUUUUUUUUUCCUCUCCUUCACACACUGAUAAAAACUGAAACUCAGUCUUUCCACGUUUGUUUGAACUUGAAGCACAGGAGUGGCCCACGGCGAGACUCACCUGCACUGUGCAAGUCUGGUGCCUUUGGGAAAUGGCUUUUGAGUUGGAUUUGUUGACUUAUGGAAUCAAGUAUUUUACCUUUUUUUUUUUUUUUUUUUUUUUUUAAAAGACCUCCUUGAAAUCAGUUUUAGCCCUAAAAGCAUGACUGACGUAUGUAGGCGAGUAUUGGAUGUGCACUCACUUAAUGCUAGUCUGCACAUUGAAGGUAAACUUUUUGCACAGAUGAAUCUUCCCUAUCCAGAAACUGAGGCAGGCUACUGGCAGAUUGAAUGAUUUGAGUUUUUAGAGAACGUGAUGGAAAGUAUUGCGUUUGUGUGACUGCGACCGUGUGAAUGCAUUUUUGCGUUUUAGUCUUACGUUGACAGUGGAGUAUGUUCGUAGACGUGGAUUGUCUCCACGUACUUCUGCCACUUGCAUCCAGUCUCGUGUUUAAUCACAGCUAAUCCCAAUCAAGAUGAUAAAAUCUCCCCUAUUUAAGUGCCUUUUUUGAGGAGUUUCCCGUCGACGGUUCCUGAGAUGCACACCGCAAACCAAAACACACGCAGGAGGCACACGUUUUUCUCUCAUCGCAGCACGCGUCGACACACACACACACACCAGUGGCUUUUAUUAUAACAUGAGCGGAAAUGCAUGUACUCUGCAAGCUGGCAAUAACCUUUUUGGGACCCGUGUUUUAGUGCACACUGAUUGCAACGCAUUGUGUUCUGAGUACACACACACAUACACACUUCUCCAGUGAAUGUAUGUAAUCUACAAAAGCAAACGUGUCAAAAGACAAUCUCGUGUGUGUGUGUGUGUGUGUGUGUGUGUGUGUGUGUGUGUCCGUCCCUCAUGUCGAAAGGGGCCCUGAACUCACUAAAUAACUUGACUCUUCAGCCCUCGAGGGGAAUUUAUUGCAUUCUGUCACAUUUUCACACAACAGACUUGUGGCGUGCCAUUUGUAUUGUACAUUUUAUGGUGUGUUUUUUUGUUUGUUUUUUCAGCAAGUUACUUUUUUUUUUUUUUUUUCUUAAGCCGUUUUGCUUUUGUUGAAUGUAUUUGGGUCAAUCUCGGAAGUUUUAAAUACGCAAUUUAAUGAGGUUAAAUAAGAGAGAAAGUGAUUUUAUGGUUUAUUAGGGUCAACUUCACUGUAUAUAAGUAACAAAUGUGGCUGAGAUUAAACAAUUUGCACUUUUA
Cyclopterus lumpus (lumpfish) is the source of this 4548-nucleotide messenger RNA. RefSeq names its product low density lipoprotein receptor-related protein 10 (gene lrp10). Gene Ontology annotation, molecular function: protein binding. Bases 871 to 3237 code for a protein of 788 amino acids. The record is from RefSeq and is a predicted model, not a curated record. Lineage: Eukaryota; Metazoa; Chordata; Actinopteri; Perciformes; Cyclopteridae. The transcript is spliced from 10 exons. Gene Ontology annotation, cellular component: plasma membrane.